Messenger RNA from Neltuma alba, 855 nucleotides. RefSeq lists its product as uncharacterized. The coding region runs from base 1 to 855 and encodes 284 amino acids. The record is from RefSeq and is a predicted model, not a curated record. The transcript is spliced from 2 exons. Gene Ontology annotation, molecular function: nucleic acid binding; zinc ion binding. Lineage: Eukaryota; Viridiplantae; Streptophyta; Magnoliopsida; Fabales; Fabaceae.
AUGAGAGCAGCUCAAGCUCGUCAAGAACAAGAAAGGGAUGCAACGAUAGCUGUAGCAGUAGCAGCAGCAUUAGCAAACCUCGAGAGGAGGCAACCAGAGGAAGAGGUCUCUGCAGCACCAGCAUCGGAACAAUUGCCAAGACCUGUAAUGCCAGCAGCAGAACCCGACAGCAUUCAACAGUGGAUGACCCGAUUCUGUAAGCACAACCCGCCGUCAUUUGAUGGAACAUUCGAUGUUGAAGCAGCAGAAGAGUGGAUUAAUCGCCUAGAGAAGAUCUUCAAGGUGAUGGACUGCUCAUUAGAGCGAAAAACCCAGAUGACGAUAUAUAAGCUAGAAAAAGAUGCGGAUCGCUGGUGGAAGAAUACUGAGAUUCUUCUCAAUGCUCGAAACACGACGGUGACUUGGGAAGUGUUUCUGGAGCAGUUAUAUGAGAAGUACUUUCCAAGAUCUGUCUGUGACGAAAGAGAAGCAGAGUUUCUGACUUUGAAGCAAAAGGAUGACGAACCUUUCGAUGAGUACUUGGCUAAGUUCAUCCUGGAAGCUUGCCGAAUCACGGAAAGCAGCUUCAACCAUCAUUUGAUGGUCAAGACAACUCCCCGAGCAGAGAAGGGAGGUCAAGGAGGUCAAGGUGGCACCUCGUCUAAUGUAAAUAAGAAGAGGAAGCAACCUUGGAACAACCACAAGAACAAGAAGGGCGGUAAAGCACCGAAGGGCAAGGAGUGUGCAAAGUGUGGCAAGAAUCACGGUGACAGGCCGUGCAUAGCUGGACAGAAUGUUUGCUACACCUGUGGCAAACCUAGACAUUUCUCAAGAGAGUGCCCACAGAACACUGAGCAGGCAAGACCACGCACCUAG